Molecule: messenger RNA, 2040 nt
Organism: Paramormyrops kingsleyae
Lineage: Eukaryota; Metazoa; Chordata; Actinopteri; Osteoglossiformes; Mormyridae
Gene: cxxc4
Product: CXXC finger 4
Cellular component (GO): nucleus
Molecular function (GO): zinc ion binding; methyl-CpG binding
Source: RefSeq, a predicted model, not a curated record
UCCAUUUUUCCUCCCCAACAUCACAUUUGCAUGCUUUCUGACAGCCCGAUUUUUUUUUCCUUUUUUUGCGCUAAUGCCAGAGUGAUUUCGGGCGCAGGCGGAUUAAAUUUGGUCGCUUUAAUUGCGCCGUCCAGACCCCCCUCCUCGGAUUUUCUGUGGUUGACCUUUGAUCUGAGUGUCUCCGGCAGACCAGACGGGGAGUAAUUAAUGGCACCUCGGUGCAGCGGCGAAAAGGCUCGUCGGCGGACGAACAGUACUUUUCUCCUCCGCCCCACGCUAAAAUGGACUGGAGAACGGAAAUGGAGUCCCACAAGGCAGCUGACGCUACAGUUGUCGGGUCCGCGGCUCGGCACGGCUCGGCUGGAGUUCAGCAGCCGAGUCAUUGAGCGAAUGUGACAGAGCCGCGGGCGAACGCGUACCAGGUACGCGUUUGCGUCGGACGGGGCCGCGCUCGGGGGCGCGCCGGGCGCCGCUUUGGACGAUAGCCUUGUUUGGCUGCAAGGGGUCGGCCGGCAUGGUUCACCAUGACUGCGAUCAGCCCGUCCACCAACUUAAUCUUAAAAUCGCCCGGUUACCAGGAGGAGGAGGAGGAAGGCAGCGUGCGUUAUCGGGGCGUCGGGUCUGUCUGCUAACUGAUGUCAAAACACUUGCGUCAGUCAUACAGCCAAGAUGGCCUUUAAAAAUAAUUCUGCUGGGGAAAAAAAAAAUCUGUUAACCACUUAAAUGUUGCCAUAGAGUUGCUGCUGAUGAUGUUUGUUGCUCUGUUGCUAGAAAUGUUAAGGUGCCAAAGGCGCUAUAAAAUUGUUUCCCGAUGAGCAUCAGCUCAGGGGUGACAUACGCUUUCAUUAAACAGCAAUCAGGGGGGGAAAUAAUGAAACGUCAGCGGAUUAGUCAACGUGGUGUCUGCUUUCAUGGGGGCAUCUUGGUAGGGGGACAUUGAUCAGGGACGGGGCGUUUGCCUGUUGUAAUCAGUAAUUUGCUGUUUUCUCAUUUUAGUACCGGAGAAGAUAAACCAGGAUGGUAACGUAUUGUUUGUAACCAGGCGUCCGCUUCUCUAAAGGCCGUUCCCACCCCUAGACUUUCUUGACGAGCCCCCCUCCCCCGCCACCUAUGACAGCCAUGUCCAACAUAAACAAUACCCUUUGCAUUGAGAAUGGACAGGGUGCCGAUGUGUCCCUGUUACAGAAGGACAAUCUUCAGGACAGUGGAUUAAGCCAACUUUUGGAUUAUAAUGCCGAAAUGGAACGGUACCGCUCUUUCGCCAACUUUUACAAAACGAACGGCGCCUUCCCGCAGACGGCUAAGAUCGCCCGCAUAACGACGCCCAUUUUCCCCAGCGCCCGCAUCGGCGUGUCCCCCUGGAACUGCGAUAACGCCAUGCUCUGGGGGAGGAAGUCUGCAGCGGUCGCUCCUAAUAGGACCAGCAUGCAUAGAAAUGAGUCCCAGAGGCCGGGCAAACCUGGCGUGCCGCCAGAGACGUUGCAAAUGGCAAAUAAUAAUUUCCUCUCCACCUUAUCCCCCGACCACUGCAGACCUUUAGCGGGGGAAUGCAUGAACAAGCUGAAAUGCGGCGGAGCAGCUGAAGCGGAGAUAAUGAAUCUCCCAGAACGCGUCGGAACUUUUUCCGCAAUACCGGCUUUGGGGGGCAUCUCAUUACCUCCCGGGGUCAUCGUCAUGACAGCCCUGCACUCCCCCGCAGCCUCCGCCGCCGUUACAGACAGUGCGUUUCAAAUUGCCAAUCUGGCAGACUGCCCGCAGAAUAAUUCCUCGGCGUCCAGCGGCAACCCGGCCAAGAAGAAGAGGAAAAGGUGCGGGGUGUGCGCCCCCUGCAGGCGGCUGAUCAACUGCGGGGUGUGCAGCAGCUGUCGGAAUCGCAAAACCGGCCACCAGAUCUGCAAGUUUCGGAAAUGCGAGGAGCUGAAGAAGAAGCCCGGCUCGUCGCUGGAGAGGACGCCAGUGAACAGCGGAGAGGCGUUCCGAUGGUUCUUUUAGAGCCUUUUCCCAGCUGGGGGUUCUGGCACAUCCCCACCCCCGCUCCUC